Oppiella nova is the source of this 915-nucleotide messenger RNA. Lineage: Eukaryota; Metazoa; Arthropoda; Arachnida; Sarcoptiformes; Oppiidae. The record is from the annotation of a GenBank genome assembly.
AUGAAUUUUAUACGAUUAGCCCUCCGCUGGCGGGCGCGGGUGGUGGUCGCGGAGUGCCAGAGCCUCUGGCAGUUUGAACGCGACUAUAAGCGCACCGAGACCAAAUGCCGGUUGACCAGGAUAGUCAACCGCGAGUUCAUGAGCCAGGCCGGUGUGGCGAACCUACUGUCCUCCACGUGCGCGCUGUUCGCCAUUGUGUUGGCGCCGGCGCUGCCCUCACACGCCGUCAGCGACUCGUUCUCGUUGACCAAAUUGGUGGCCGUUGUGGUGAGCGUGGCCUCCGUGGCCGUCAUCACCACCGCCCAGUCGCCCAUAGAGACGGUCGAUAGCGUGCCGGUGGGCGCCCUCUGGGCCCUGUGCGGCGCCUUCUUCUACGCGCUCUACACAGUGGUGUUGAGGCAUAAGGUGUCCAAUGAGGACCACUUGAAUAUCCCGAUGUUUUUCGGUAUGUCUGUCCACUUGUUUGUCUCAUUUCGUUUCGUGGGUUUGUUUAAUCUGCUGUUCCUAUGGCCGGCCUUUUUUAUCUUAGACUACAGCCAACUGGAACACAAACUCACCGGCUGGGCUGUCGUCACCACAUAUUAUGAUCAGUUACCCGAGGCCUGCUUUCUCACCUCAUCCCUGUUGGCCUCCCUAUCCGUCUCGUUGACCAUACCGUUGACAAUACUGAUGGACGGCCUACUGCGGGGCGUGUCGUACCCGCGUAUGUUCUUCUUGGGCACAAUACCCCUCUACCUGUCAUUCGUGGCGAUCAGCGUAUUGUCUCAUUACGACUCGUGGGACCCGUUGGCUGAGCUGCUGCUGAGACUAGUCCGCCAUUCGGUGCUCCGGAAGCCAGUGAUCCGGGGGUCGGACCCGCUGUACAGCGAACAAAGUCAGUCACUCAUAGGCGACCAAAACAAUAGUAGCGCUUAA